AUGUUGGAGGAUUUUGGCGUCAGAGUUGGUGGAGGUGUUGGUGUUGGGGUUGGGGUUGGCGGAGCAGAUUUUGGUGACGCUGUUGGUGGUGCUGUUGGUAUCAGAGUUGGUGGAGGUGUUGGUGUUGGGGUUGGGGGAGAAGAUUUUGGUGACAGUAUAGGCAUUGGUGGAGCUGAUUUUGGUGAAGGUGUUGGUGUUGGCGGAGCAGAUUUUGGUGUCGGUGUUACUGUUGGCGGAGCAGAUUUUGGAGGUGGUGUCGGUGUUGCAGGAGCAGAUUUAGGCGAUGGUGUUGGUGUUGUUGGUGGAAGUAUUGGCGUCAGAGUUGGUGGAGGUGUUGGUGUUGGGGUUGGGGUUGGCGGAGCAGAUUUUGGUGACACUGUUGGUGUUGUUGGUGGUGCUGUUGGUGUCAGAGUUGGUGGAGGUUUUGGUGUUGGGGUUGGGGGAGAAGAUUUUGGUGACGAUUUUGGUGUCGGUGUUACUGUUGGCGGAGCAGAUUUUGGAGGUGGUGUCGGUGUUGCAGGAGCAUAUUUAGGUGAUGGUGUUGGUGUUGUUGGUGGAAGUAUUGGCGUCAGAGUUGGUGGAGGUGUUGGUGUUGGGGUUGGGGUUGGAGGAGCAGAUUUUGGUGACGCUGUUGGUGUUGGCGGAGCAGAUUUAGGUGUUGGCGGAACAGAUUUUGGAGGUGUUGUCGGUGCUGGAGGAGAAGAUUUUGGUGACGGUGUUGGUGGCACUGUUGGCGUCAGAGUUGGUGGAGGUGUUGGUGCUGGGGUUGGCGGAGAAUAUUUUGGUGACGGUGUUGGUAUUGGUGUUGGAGGAGCAGUUUUUGGUGAAGGUGUUGGUAUUGGCGGAGUAGAUUUUGGAGGUAGUGUCGGUGUUGGAGGAGAAGAUUUUGGUGACGGUGUUGGUGUUUUUGGUGGCAGUGUUGGCGUCAAAGUUGGUGGAGGUGUUGGUGUUGGGGUUGGUGGAGCAGUUUUUGGUGACGGUGUUGGUGUUGUUGGUGGCACUGUUGGGGUCGGAGUUGGUGGAGGUGUUGGGGUUGGCGGAGAAGAUUUUGGUGACGGUGUUGGUGUUGGUGUUGGAGGAGCAGAUUUUGGUGAAGGUGUCGGUGUUGGCGGAGCAGAUUUUGGUGUCGGUGUUGGUUUUGGUGGAGCAGAUUUUGGAGGUGGUGUUGGUGUUGGAGAAGCAGAUUUUGGAGGCGGUGUUGUUGUUGGAGGUACAGAUUUUGGAGGCGAUGCAGGUGUUGGUGUUGGUGGAGCAGAUUUUGGUGAAGGUGUUGAUGUUGGCGGAGUAGAUUUUGGAGGUAGUGCCGGUGUUGGAGGAGAAGAUUUUGGUGAUGGUGUUGGUGUUUUUGGUGGCAACUUUGGCGACGGUGUUGGCGUUGUUGGCGGCACUGUUGGGGUCAUAGUUGGUGGAGGUGUUGGCGGAGAAGAUUUUGGUGAAGGUGUUGAUGUUGGAGGAGAAGAUUUUGGUGACGGUGUUGGUAUUGGAGGAGAAGAUUUUGGUGUUGGUGUUGGUGGUGCAUAUUUUGGACUUGGUGUUGGUGUUGGAGGAGCAAAUUUUGGAGGCGGUGUUGGUGUUAGAGGUACAAAUUUUGGAGGCGGUGCAGGUGUUGGUGUUGGUGGAGCAGAUUUUGGAGUUGAUGCUGGAGGAGCAGAUUUUGGAGAAGUUGUUGGUGUUGGCGGUGCAGAUUUUGGUGAUGAUUUAGGAGGUGGUGUUGGUGUUGGCGGUGCAGAUUUUGGAGGCGGUGCAGGUGUUGGUGUUGGCGGAGCAGAUUUUGGUGUUGGUGCUGGUGGAGCAGAUUUUGGAGAGGGUGUUGGCGGUGCAGAUUUUGGUGACGGAGUUGGCGGAGCAUAUUUUGGAGGUGGCAUUGGUGUUGGCGGUGCAGAUUUUAGAGGCGGUGCAGGUGUUGGUGUUGGUGGAGCAGAUUUUGGUGUUGGUGUUGGUGGAGUAGAUUUUGGAGACGAAUUUGGAGGUGGUGUUGCUGUUGGCGGAGCAGAUUUUGGUGACAGUGUUGGUGUUGGCGGAGCCGAUUUUGGUGACGGUGUUGGUGAUGUUGGUGGCGGUGUUGGUGUUGGGGGAGCAGAUUUUGGAGGUGGUGUUGGUGUUGGCGGUGCAGUUUUUGGAGGGAAUGUUGGUAUUGGCGGAGCAUAUUUUGGUGAAGGUGUUGGUAUUGGUGGAGAAGAUUUUGGAGUCGGUGUUGGUAUUGUCGGAGCAGAUUUUGGUGUCGGUGUUGGUGUUGGUGUUGGUGGAGCAGAUUUUGGUGAUGGUAUUGGUGUUGUUGGUGAUGGUAUUGGCAUCAAAGUUGGUGGAGGAGUUGGUGUUGGUGGAGCAUAUUUUGGUGGUGGUGUUGGUGUGAGGGUUGGUGGAGUAGAUUUAGGAGGCGCUGGUGUUGGAGUAAUUGGUGGUGUUGGUUUCGGAGUUGGUGGUGGCGUUAGUGUUGGUGGUGUUGAUGGUGGCAGUGUUGGUGUCGGUGGAGGUGCUAUUGUUGGCGGUACUGGUGUUGGUGUUGUUAUUGGUGGGGUUGGUGUUGGAGUUGGUGGAGCAGAUUUCGGUGUUAGUGCUGGCGGUGGAGCAGAUUUCGGUGUUAGUGCUGGCAGUGGUGGUGGUUGA
Messenger RNA from Papaver somniferum (opium poppy), 2607 nucleotides. Its product is annotated as glycine-rich cell wall structural protein 1.8-like. Lineage: Eukaryota; Viridiplantae; Streptophyta; Magnoliopsida; Ranunculales; Papaveraceae. The record is from RefSeq and is a predicted model, not a curated record. The coding region runs from base 1 to 2607 and encodes 868 amino acids. The transcript is spliced from 6 exons.